Nerophis lumbriciformis (worm pipefish) is the source of this 5167-nucleotide messenger RNA. RefSeq names its product dynactin 1b (gene dctn1b). The record is from RefSeq and is a predicted model, not a curated record. NCBI's taxonomy places the organism in Eukaryota, Metazoa, Chordata, Actinopteri, Syngnathiformes, Syngnathidae.
UCAUUGAAAGCAGCACACAGCUGAUGCAUUCCGGCUGCUUGCAGCCAUUCGGAGGUGUGGAUUCCAAACUUCUCCUGCGAGUCCAUCUCCAUCUCUCUCGUGACAUCCAGCGAUGAGGAGGAGUGUGGUCUUUAGGACCAGGAUUAGGGUAGGGAUGAUUCUGUAAAAGAAGGGAUGAUUCUGUUAAGACUCAGCAUCAGUGUCUGGUCCUCGACCCACUUCUGUCCUCCGGCGUGAGCUGAACUAUUGUUUUGGGAGGAACAUGUCACAAACUAGGAGGAGCACCUUCAGCAGGACCUCCAGCAGCAUCAGGAUGAGCUCGGACGGCGGCAGCGGGGGCCGGCCCGCCAAGGUGGGCUCCCUGGUGGAGGUCAUCGGCAAGGGGCAGCGCGGCACGGUGGCCUUCAUCGGCUUCACGCUCUUCGCCUCGGGCAAGUGGGUCGGCGUCAUCCUGGACGAGGCCAAAGGCAAGAACGACGGCACCGUGCAGGGCAAGCGCUACUUCACCUGCGAAGAGAAUCACGGCAUAUUUGUCAGGCAGUCGCAGAUCCAGCUGGUUGAUGAUGGCGCCGACACCACGUCCCCAGAGACACCUGAGUCUAGUGCCACCAAGCUGCCAAAACGAGACAUCCCGGAGACGUCCAAGUCCACCAAACUGCGAGGAGUCAAGCCCAAAAAGACUCCGGCACCUCGCAAGACCACGGCCAGGCGGCCCAAGCAGACAAGUCGCCCCGCUGGCUCCGCAGGCAAGGGCCAGGCGUCCAGUUCGGCCUCGGCGUCGGCCGGCGAGAUGAGCAGCAGCGAGCCCAGCACGCCGGCCCAGACCCCUCUGGCCGCCCCGGUCAUCCCCACCCUCCACUCUCCUGGAAACCUUCCUCCGCCUCCCGUCCCCAGCAAGGAGGAGGAAGCUCUGCGCGCUGAAGUGAAGGACCUGGAGGAGAAGCUGGAGACCCUGAAGAUGAAGCGCACGGAGGACAAGGCCAAGCUGAAGGAGCUGGAGAAGCACAAGAUCCAGCUGGAGCAGCUGCAGGAGUGGAGGAGCAAGAUGCAGGAGCAGCAGGCCGAGCUUCAGAAGCAGCUGAAGGAGGCCAAAAGGGAGGCCAGAGAAGCCCUGGAGGCCAAGGAGCACUACAUGGAGGAGAUGUCCGACACGGCCGACGCCAUCGAGAUGGCAACGCUGGACAAGGAGAUGGCCGAGGAGCGGGCCGAGUCUCUGCAGUUGGAAGUGGACUCCAUGAAGGAGAAGGUGGAGGAGCUGACCAUGGACCUGGAGAUCCUCAAACAUGAGAUUGAAGAGAAAGGUUCUGACGGGGCGGCGUCCAGUUACCAUGUCAGGCAGCUGGAGGAGCAGAACGGCAGACUGAAGGAAGCCCUGGUCAGGAUGCGCGACCUGUCGGCGUCAGAGAAGCAGGAGCACGUGAAGCUGCAGAAGCAGACGGAGAAGAAGAACACGGAGCUGGAUGCUUUGAGGGCCCAGAAGGAGAAACUCCAAGAAGAAAUGUCGCUGUCAGAAAAGACGGUUGACGAGCUGAAAGAGCAGGUGGAUGCAGCUCUGGGCGCUGAGGAGAUGGUGGAGACCCUGACUGAGAGAAACUUGGACCUGGAGGAGAAAGUCCGGGAGCUGAGAGAGACCGUCACCGACCUGGAGGCCAUCAACGAGAUGAACGACGAGCUGCAGGAGAACGCCCGGGAGACGGAGCUGGAGCUGAGGGAGAUGCUGGAUCUGGGCGGGGCCAGGGUGCGAGAGGCGGAGAAGCGAGUGGAAGCGGCCCAGGAGACGGUGGCCGACUACCAGCAGACCAUCAAGAAGUACCGUGAACUCACGGCUCACCUGCAGGAAGUGAACCGAGAGCUGACCAGCCAGCAGGAAGCCUCCGCAGAGCUCCUGCAGCAGCCGCCUGCAGAAAUGUUUGACUUUAAGAUCAAGUUUGCUGAGACUAAGGCCUACGCUAAGGCCAUCGAGAUGGAGUUGAGGAAGAUGGAGGUGUGUCAGGCCAACAGACAGGUUUCUCUCCUGACCGCCUUCAUGCCAGAGUCCUUCCUGCGUCAUGGCGGAGACCACGACUGCAUUCUGGUGCUGCUGCUCAUCCCUCGACUGCUCUGCAAGGCGGAGCUAAUCAGCAAACAAGCUCAGGAGAAGUUUGACCUGAACGAGAACUGCGUGGAAAGAACCGGACUAAGAGGUUCACUCGGGGAGCAGCUGAGCUUCGCCGGUGGUCUGGUGUACUCCCUCUGUCUGCUGCAGGCCACGCUCCACAAAUAUGAACAAGCUCUGUCCCAGUGCAGCGUGGAGGUCUUCAAGAAGAUCGGCUCUUUGUACUCUGAGAUGAGCGUCCACGAGCGCUCCCUGGACUUCCUGAUAGACCUGCUGCACAAAGACCAGCUGGACGAGACGGUCAACGUGCAGUCGCUCACCAAGGCCAUCAAGUACUAUCAGCACUUGUACAGCAUCCACCUGGCGGAGCAGGGUGAAGACUGCACGGUGCAGCUGGCCGACCACAUCAGGUUCACCCAGAGCGCCUUGGACUGCAUGGCGGUGGAGGUGGGCCGCCUGAGGGCCUUCCUCCAUGCGGGCCAGGAGAAGGCGGACCUGGCCGUGCUGCUCAAGGACCUGGAGACCUCCUGCAGUGACGUGCGGCAGUUCUGCAAGAAGAUACGCCGCCGCAUGCCGGGCACCGACGCCCCGGGCAUCCCCUCCGCGCUCGGCUUCGGACCGCAGGUGUGCGACACCCUGGGAGACUGCCGCAAGCACCUCACCUGGGUGGUGGCCGUGCUGCAGGAGGUGGCCGCCGCCGGGGCGCAGAUGAUGUCACCGCUGGGGGAGCAGGAGGGGCUGGCGGCCGUCAAACUGGAGGACGUGGCGUUCAAGGCGGGCGAACAGAUUUACGGCAGCCCGGGCGCCAACGCGUACGAGUGCCUGCGUCAGUCCUGCUGCGUCGUCAUAGCGACCAUGAACAAGAUGGCCACCGCCAUGCAGGAGGGAGAGUACGACUCCGAGAAGCCUCAGAACAAGGCCCCGCCCCCUGUGGAGGUGCAGGCGGCCGCCCUGCGAGCGGAGAUCACGGACGCAGAAGGUGUGGGCAUGAAGCUGGAGGACCGAGAGACCGUCAUCAAGGAGCUGAAGAAGUCCCUGAAGAUGAAGGGCGAGGAGCUGAGCGAGGCCAGCGUGCGCCUCAGUCUGCUGGAGAAGAAGUUGGACAGUUCCUCCAAGGACGCAGACGAGCGCGUGGAGAAGAUCCAGACCCGCCUGGACGAGGCACAGAACCUCCUGAAGAAGAAAGAGAAGGACUUUGAGGAGACCAUGGACGCCCUGCAGGCUGACAUCGACCAGCUGGAGGCAGAGAAAGCUGAGCUGAAGCAGCGUGUGGGUGGACAGUCCAAGAUGGCUGCUGACGGCCUGCGAGGCCCGUGUGUGGUUUCAGGAGAGUGCUCCAUGGCGGGCGGCGUGGCGACAGGCGCGGGGGUGCAGGUGGUGGAUUCGCCGCUGCUGACUCGUCAGAUCGAGGCGCAGAGACUUUGCAUCAAGCAGCUGAAGAACGAGAACAACUGGCUGAAGGCGGAGAAGAUGCGCGGCCAGCUGGCGGCGCUGCCCCCGCUCCACGUGGCCAAGCUGCCCUGCAGGGACGGCGGGGGUCAGGCGCCGCUCUCUGGCGCCCUCUACAGGAAGACUGACCAGCUGCUGGAGACGUUACUGCAGAUGAGCGCCAACGUGAAGGUGGUGGACGUCACAGGAAAAUGUCCCGUGACACCCAGCGCUCAACUUCUGGAGCAGACGGCUCGCUUGCAGUCGCUACGAGACACACUGGACAGACUCAAGGGGGAAGUAGCUGAACAUGUGGUGAAACAGCAGCCAGGUGCCAGAGUGUCGUCAGACUUUGCCACCUUUCCUUCUGCCUCCUUCAUCAAGGCCAAGGAGGAGAAGCAGGGCCAGGCGGUGCUGGUGGGGCGACUGAUGGUGCCAUGUCCCCCAGGACAGGAGCAGGUGCACCGGCUGCUGCUCACACAGCGUCAACUACACCAUGUCCACAACUUGCUGACUGUCACCUGACUCUCACCACUAGUCAUGGUUACUGUCACUACUAGUGAUGGUUACUGUCACCCGAGUGUCACCACUAAUCAUGGUUACUGUCACCACUAGUGAUGACUACCAUCACCUGAGUGUCACGACUAGUGAUGUUUACCGUCAUCCGAGUGUCACGACUAGUGAUGGCUACCGUCACCCGAGUGUCACCACUAGUGAUGGUUACUGUCACCCAAGUAUUACUACUAGUUAUGGCUACUGUCACCACUAGUGAUGGUUACUGUCACCCGAGUGUCACCACUAUUGAUGGUUACUGUCACCCAAGUAUUACUACUAGUUAUGGCUACCGUCACCACUAGUGAUGGUUACUGUCACCCGAGUGUCACCACUAGUGAUGGUUACUGUCACCCGAGUGUCACCACUAGUGAUGGUUACUGUCACUCGAGUAUCACCACUACUGACGGCUACCGUCACCCGAGUGUCACCACUAGUGAUGGUUACCGUCACCCGAGUGUCACUACUAGUGAUGGCUACUGUCACCCGAGUGUCACUACUAGUGAUGGUUACUGUCACCCGAGUGUCACCACUAUUGAUGGUUACUGUCACCCAAGUAUUACUACUAGUUAUGGCUACCGUCACCACUAGUGAUGGUUACUGUCACCCGAGUGUCACCACUAGUGAUGGUUACUGUCACCCGAGUAUCACCACUAGUGACGGCUACCGUCACCCGAGUGUCACCACCAGUGAUGGCUACUGUCACCACUAGUGAUGGUUACUGUCACCCGAGUGUCACCACUAGUGAUGGUUACUGUCACCCAAGUGUCACCACUGGUGAUGGUUACUGUCACCACUAGUGAUGGUUACUGUCACCCAAGUGUCACCACUAGCCAUGCCUACCGUCACCCGAGUGUCACCACUGGUGAUGGCUACUGUCACCCAAGUGUCACUACUAGUGAUGGUUACUGUCACCACUAGUGAUGGUUACUGUCACCCGAGUGUCACUACUAGUGAUGGUUACUGUCACCCAAGUGUCACCACUAGCCAUGGCUACUGUCACCCGAGUGUCACCACUGGUGAUGGCUACCGUCACCCGAGUGUCACCACUGGUGAUGGUUACUGUUACCCGAGUGUCACCACUGGUGAUGG